GGACGCUCUUUCCCUCCUCUCACGUACGUACGGUGGCGGUGAGGGUGUGGACGUCCCCCAGCAGUUAGUCCACUGGAGAUAACGUAACACCGCUAUUAACUUCUUCUCUGUAACUGCAUUACACCGAAAAGGGCGAACAUAUCUGGGUUGCUGGAGUGCUGUUGAGCAUCUCUGCUUGUGUCCCUCAUUGUCCCCAGAUGAGGGACUGAUGCUAGCCAGGACUCUCGUGAACCCCUCGGGCCGCUUCUCUCAACUGUCCCAGUUUAGUUCUGCAUCUACUCCCACGGGUGCACCUUAAAGAAGAACACUCCAGCCAAAAUGGAUGACAUCUUUACGCAGUGCCGGGAAGGCAAUGCAGUAGCAGUUCGCUUAUGGUUGGACAAUACAGAGAAUGACCUCAACCAAGGAGAUGACCACGGCUUCAGCCCUCUCCACUGGGCAUGCAGGGAAGGCCGCUCCAGCGUUGUGGACAUGCUCAUCAUGAGAGGAGCUCGCAUUAACGUCAUGAACCGUGGAGACGACACGCCGUUGCACCUGGCCGCCAGCCAUGGACAUCGAGACAUUGUAGGAAAGCUGAUCCAGUGCAAAGCGGACACAAAUGCAGCCAAUGAGCACGGGAACACACCACUGCAUUACGCCUGCUUCUGGGGCCAAGACCAAGUGGCUGAGGACCUUGUGACUAAUGGGGCUCAGGUGAGCAUCUGUAACAAAUAUGGGGAAACUCCUCUGGACAAAGCCAAACCUCACCUGCGUGAACUCCUCAGAGAAAAGGCUGAGAAAAUGGGACAGAACUUGACUAAAAUUCCCUUCAAGGAUUCAUUCUGGAAAGGCACCACCAGAACUCGACCCCGCAAUGGCACUUUGAACAAACAUGCAGGAAUUGACUACAAACAGCUUUCUCUCCUUGCAAAAAUAAAUGAGAACCAGUCGGGAGAGCUGUGGCAAGGGCGCUGGCAAGGAAAUGAAAUUGUUGUUAAGGUGCUUAAAGUUCGUGACUGGACCACAAGGAAAAGCAGGGACUUCAGUGAGGAGUAUCCCAAACUCAGGAUAUUUUCCCACCCGAAUGUCCUACCCAUGUUGGGAGCAUGUCAGUCUCCUCCCGCACCUCACCCCAUCAUCAUCACACACUGGAUGCCUUAUGGCUCCCUCUACAACGUGCUGCAUGAAGGCACCAACUUUGUGGUGGACCAGACACAGGCAGUGAAGUUUGCGCUGGACAUUGCUUGUGGAAUGGCUUUCUUACACACACUUGAACCCAUGAUCCCUCGCCACUAUCUCAACAGCAAGAGCGUUAUGAUAGAUGAAGACAUGACAGCCAGGAUCAGCAUGGCAGAUGUCAAGUUCUCCUUCCAGUGUCCUGGCAGGAUGUACUCGCCUGCAUGGGUGGCCCCCGAGGCCCUGCAGAAGAAGCCAGAAGAUAUCAACCGUCGGUCAGCAGACAUGUGGAGCUUUGCUAUCCUGCUGUGGGAGCUGGUGACCAGAGAGGUUCCCUUCGCUGACCUUUCCAACAUGGAAAUAGGCAUGAAGGUUGCCUUGGAGGGUUUGAGGCCCACUAUCCCCCCCGGCAUCUCACCCCACAUCUGCAAGCUCAUGAAGAUAUGCAUGAACGAAGACCCAGCUAAGAGGCCUAAAUUUGACAUGAUAGUGCCAAUUCUGGAAAAAAUGCAGGACAAGUGAAAAACCUCCUCUGCCCCCCCGUGCUGAACCGAAGAAUUACUGGAUAUCUUCCCCCAGAUAUCACUCUGAUAUGGUGGUGCAGUGCUUACCAGUAUUGCCUUAAACUCCUCACUCUACCGCUGCAUUCAAUGCCACUGUAGCUUCUGCUUCUGAGAUGAAUCCAGCAGCAGCCACUUCUUUUAUAUUUUUUUUUUUCUUUUUUGAAUGUGAUAUCAAGUUUUUAUUAGUGUCUUCAUCUUUGUCCCUGAUCCACCGAUACUGUCUUCACAGGAGGUGUUUGUCUUCUAAACUGUAAUCAUGUGGACUGAGUACAAUCUUCUUUAAGCAAAUGAAUAACCUGUGAGGUCAGCAUGGCAGUCUGCUGCAAUGCUUCGGUGGAUUUAAGGCCUUAUUUUUAUCUGGAGUGUUUAAAAAGUCACCCUAUGAGGUAACUGCUUCCUUAAAAUAAAAGAAUUAACACAUUAACCCAAAGCUUGUCUUGUGGAAAAAGGUCUGUGUUUGUUGUGUUAGCAACAAACUGUAUGCAACUGGGCAAGCAUGAGAAAAUGUCUGGGGUAAGCAUUUAAAUGUGAGAUUAUUGAGAAAAUGUAUGUGAAUGAGUGGUGCCCAUGAGAGUGCGUACAGUAACAGGGUUGUGCCUUUCAGCUUGGCUGUGUAGUGAUGUGUAGAGCUUGGCUUGUUUUGAGCAUUGCUCCCUGACUAUAUCCUGUAUACAAAACUGGCCAUACAAACCUUUGGUUUUUCGGUUUUGUUUUGUUUGGCUUUUUUUGUUUUUUGUUUUGUCAGUGCACCAAAAAUGUCGCUGUUGAUUAUUGCAAUUAUGGGACGAUUACUUUCACCUACGUUGCUGAAUUUCUCUUGUUAUGUAAUUAACUAGAUUAUUCAAACGUACGAUUGUAAUCUAGUUCAUUUUCAUUACUUUCCCUUUCAAAAUUUGAGAUACUUGUAAUAUCAGGAAUGAAUACUGCAAUCCCAGACUUUAAUUUAUUCAUGGUUAUCUUAGGUACAGGUGUAAUUUUUUGUUUUGUUGUCAAGCAUGGGGACUGCCUUUCCUCCUAAAUUUACUGCUACCACAGAAGCUGCUGCCAGCAGAAGGCGACUGGGACAUUAAAGGGUGGACUUAACAUCCUGCACACUGUUCUAUUGUCUCACUUUUUUUUCUUUUUUUUUUUCUUUGGCCUCUAGAUUACUUCUUUACUGACUUUAUAUCAGUCUCAUGGGUUGUUUCUUCUACCUGCAUUGUUCCUGUGCCUCCACCAGCUUGCUUGUUUGUGCUGAAUCACAGGUUGAAGCCAAAAUCAAGAAUGACUUAUACAAAUGUAUGUAUUUAUAUAUAAGUAUAUUAAAAAGGAAGAAUAUUGGAAACUUGAUUGUGUGGAUUUAUAAUGGGAUUUGGAGAUUAAUGGGUAAUUUGGGAAAAGCGUACACGGAAGGCAUAAAUGUUUU
Messenger RNA from Xiphias gladius (swordfish), 3123 nucleotides. RefSeq names its product integrin-linked protein kinase. The coding region runs from base 319 to 1677 and encodes 452 amino acids. The record is from RefSeq and is a predicted model, not a curated record. Gene Ontology annotation, molecular function: protein kinase activity; ATP binding; protein binding. NCBI's taxonomy places the organism in Eukaryota, Metazoa, Chordata, Actinopteri, Istiophoriformes, Xiphiidae. Gene Ontology annotation, cellular component: focal adhesion; stress fiber. Gene Ontology annotation, biological process: protein phosphorylation; substrate adhesion-dependent cell spreading; integrin-mediated signaling pathway. The transcript is spliced from 13 exons.